Messenger RNA from Acanthocheilonema viteae, 600 nucleotides. The record is from the annotation of a GenBank genome assembly. NCBI's taxonomy places the organism in Eukaryota, Metazoa, Nematoda, Chromadorea, Rhabditida, Onchocercidae.
AUGGCUUAUGAAAUCACUGAUUACGAUCGAGAGAAAGAAAAAAUACGGGAUUUUCUAACCACAUUUUAUCAUGAAGCUGAUGAUGCGAAAAUAUUUCCAUACGAUAAACAAAUUAUUCGCCUUGCGGAACGUGAACAGGUUGAACUAUUUAUCAACAUGGAUGAUGUAAAUGAGUACGAUCCUGCGCUUUACAUUGCUAUUCAGCAGAACGCUCGACGUUAUCAUAUGCUUUUUGGUGAUGUAAUCGAUUCUUUAAUCCAGCAAAAAUUGGGAGAGAGACAACCACCUGUUCGGGAUGCCUUGGACGCUUUCAUAUUUCAACGUGUCUAUUUGGAUAAAAAGCAAAAUGAAGAUGGUGGUGGAAUAGAUCAAAUCCAAGACUUGCGCAGAAAAUAUCCACCUCAGUUGCUUCGUCGAUUCGAAGUAUUUUUCAAGGGAAGCUCUAUGAGUAAAGCUUUGGCAAUACGUGAAGUAAAGGCAGCUCACAUCGGCAAAUUGGUUGUUAUAAGUGGCAUUGUUAUCCGAUCGACAGAAGUGAAACCAAUGGCUUCUGUCAUGACCUAUACUUGUGACACUUGUGGUUGUGAAACCUAUCAACCG